Heterostelium album PN500 is the source of this 2373-nucleotide messenger RNA. RefSeq lists its product as uncharacterized. The coding region runs from base 1 to 2373 and encodes 790 amino acids. The record is from RefSeq and is a predicted model, not a curated record. Gene Ontology annotation, molecular function: ATP binding; protein kinase activity. Gene Ontology annotation, biological process: protein phosphorylation. Lineage: Eukaryota; Evosea; Eumycetozoa; Acytosteliales; Acytosteliaceae. The transcript has 6 exons.
AUGAAUCAAAACUAUAUAGAGAAAACAGAUAAAUUAGUCAAUGGUAGAAAUAUAUUGAAAUUUAGAAUCGAUGUAUACCUAGGUAGAUUAAUAAUAUUAAUGCAUAAUCAUUUGAAAGAUAUCAAUGAUAAUGGUAGUGAACAACAUAGAAAUAUCAUAUUAUUGGGGAAUAUUGAUACUAUUAAUAAUGUAAUUGUAAUGCCAGACGGAGUCGACAAUGAAUAUCAAUUAAUAAUAAUAAAAUUAGAGUCGACAUUGAAAAACGAUAAAUCGAAUAGCCACUGCAGUGGUGAUCAAUUAUCUAUGCACAUAGAGUUAUUAAAAAGUUCACAAUCAUACACAAUCAAUAUAGCAGAGUGUCAAUUCAAUAACAAUCUUGACUAUUUCAAACUAUCACAUUCCAUUAAUAACAAUCGAUAUCAAUCAAUAUCAAGAUUUCCAAACAGUAACAAAAUCAAUAAUAUAAACUAUGAAAAUGAUCAAAAAAACUAUGAAAGAUCAUUGAAUGAAAUCAGAGCAAUGCAACUACUGAUCGAUAAUCCAAGAUUUGUUCAACUUGUUGACCAUUUCGAUGAUAAAGACAAUAAAAUCUUUCAUAUCAUCACUAAAUAUUGUGAUGGUGGUGAUCUUGCUGUAAAGCAUAAACGUAUGAUUGAUCAAAACCGAAUCUUUAAAGAAUCAGAAAUUAUUAAAUACAUUACACAACUAUUCAAUAUUCUUUUGGAACUUGAUAAGCAUGGGAUAGUUCAUUGCGAUAUCAAACCAUCAAAUAUUUUCAUUGAAGUAUGUACAUAUGAUAUUACUUUGAUGCUUGGUGAUUUCGGAUGUUUGAAAUUCCUUGACGAUCCAUCAACAAUCAUCGAAUAUCAAGAUACCAACGAAGACAUUCCUCAAGGAAGUGAAUUGGCUAUUGAAAGUAUCGGUGAAGAUAUAUCAGAGCCAACCAUUUGCCCCAUUGCGAAGAUAAACUCAAACACUCUAAUAAAUGCAACUCGUGGGACACCUGGUUAUAUCGCACCUGAAGCAAUGAAUAGACAAUAUGCUCAAUCAUGUGACUUCUUUUCAGUUGGAUCAACUAUACUCAAAUUAUUAUGUUGUCACCAAGAUGAUAGAGAUAAUCAUCAACUAUUCCAAACAAAAGGUGAAAUUAAGAUUUCAGAAAACAGAUAUUCAAAACAAUUGAUUCACUUUAUUCAUCGAUUGUUGGAUAAGAGUCCAAAGAAUAGAGAAUCAAUGAAUCAAUUUUUAAACCAGUAUAUUGAAACUGUCAUUGAAGACGAUACAAUAAUAUUCAAUGUGAAUGCUCCAUUCGAAAAUAGCUCCGAAUAUGUAACCGAUCUCUAUUUUGGUAAUGAAUUUAAUCAACUCUUGAAACCGGAUUCACUUCCACCAAAUCUUACAACAUUAACAUUUGGUAUUAAUUUCAAUCAACCAAUACCAGCUGAUGUUCUUCCGAAAUCACUCAAACGAUUAUCAUUUGGACAAUUUUUCAAUCAGAAAUUGGAAAAAGGAAUGUUACCCGAUUCCCUUAUAACAUUGAAUUUGUUUGGAGAGGUAUUCAAUCAAAUUUGGUCCGAAGGUGCCUUUCCUUUAUCGCUAUCAACUUUGGUGCUUGGAGAUCUGCCCGAACAUCUAGUCUGGCUAAAUUUAGGAUCGUUUAAUCAAAGAUUAGAGAUUGGAGUCUUACCAAAAACUCUUGAAAGACUAACUUUCAAGGAGUACAAUCAAGAAUUGGAUAUUGGAGUAUUGCCACAAUCACUUCACUUCUUAAAAUUUUAUUCUUUUAAUCAAAAGAUUCAAGAGAAGGUUUUACCAAACUCUGUUAAAGUAUUAGAGUUCACUGAAAACUUUAAUCAUCCUUUAGAGAUAGGAGUUUUACCUAGCUCAUUGGAAUCUCUUUUCCUACCAAAAGACUACGAACAUACUUUUAAAAUAAGGGUGCUUCCUUCAUCACUUAAGAGAAUGACUAUUUUUAACAAUCCUCAAUCAACGGGUCACUUUAAUUACCAAGUUCUUAUUUCUGAAGAAGACAUAGGUAACAACAGAAUACCUUUGCCAAAGCCAAUGGAAACCCUUAUUAUUGGUGGAUAUUAUCAAAAAGAUGAGAUGAAGCAAGGAAAUUUACUUUCCAAUCUAAAGACUUUGGAAAUUGAUCUUGGAAAUCGACAAAAGUUAUCAGCAAUGAUAUUAACAAACUCUCAUGAUUCACUUCAAUUCAUCAAAGAAUACUAUCCAGAUUAUUAUUCAGCACACAAUUUAUCCGAGAUGAUGGAUUCCCCCACAGAUUCGGAAAACAGUCAAAUCAAAGGUAAUCAUAUCAUUGCUCUUCUUUUAACCCAAUACAACAUAUUUAAAUAUGAAAAACAAAAAUAA